Molecule: messenger RNA, 2436 nt
Organism: Closterium sp. NIES-65
Lineage: Eukaryota; Viridiplantae; Streptophyta; Zygnematophyceae; Desmidiales; Closteriaceae
Source: the annotation of a GenBank genome assembly
AUGCGUGCUCCCGUGGUUGUCGCAGCGCGACCUGUGCGCUGCGGCGUGCGCGUGCAGGGAUCUAAGAGCCGCCGCGUAUCAACCUGCGCUGUGGAAGCUUCGUCUCUCUCUGCCUCUCGGUUCUCCUCUCCUGUCCCCACGUCUUGUGCUCUGCCUCUCGGUUCUCCUCUCCUGUCCCCACGUCUUGUGCUCUGCCUCUCGGUUCUCCUCUCCUGUCCCCACGUCUUGUGCUCUGCCUCUCGGUUCUCCUCUCCUGUCCCCACGUCUUGUGCUCUGCCUCUCGGUUCUCCUCUCCUGUCCCCACGUCUUGUGCUCUGCCUCUCGGUUCUCCUCUCCUGUCCCCACGUCUUGUGCUCUGCCUCUCGGUUCUCCUCUCCUGUCCCCACGUCUUGUGCUCUGCCUCUCGGUUCUCCUCUCCUGUCCCCACGUCUUGUGCUCUGCCUCUCGGUUCUCCUCUCCUGUCCCCACGUCUUGUGCUCUGCCUCUCGGUUCUCCUCUCCUGUCCCCACGUCUUGUGCUCUGCCUCUCGGUUCUCCUCUCCUGUCCCCACGUCUUGUGCUCUGCCUCUCGGUUCUCCUCUCCUGUCCCCACUCCCUCGUGCCUCUCAAUCCCCUCGUGACUCUCAAUCUCAACGCGUGCCAGCAAGUCACGGACCAAGGGGUCACCACUGCCGCAAAGCUGCUCCCUAACCUCCGCUCCUUCUCGCUCUACUGGAAUCUCAAAGUGACUGAUUCAGGGGUGAAGCAAGUGGUGCUGCGCUGCUCCUCGUUACAGUCACUCAACCUUAGUGGAUGCAAGAACAUCACUGACACAUCGCUUCGCUUCAUUGCCGACUCGCUUCCCCACCUCAAGUCCCUCAACCUCACCCGGUGCGUGCAAGCGACAGACAAGGGUCUCAAGAACAUCACAGCGGGAUGCUUCCAUUUGGAAGAACUGCUGCUCUACGCACUCUCCAGCUUCACAGACCUGUGCCCCUCUUUUCCUCAACCAUCGGAUCGGGCACCUCUCCCACCUGCGAGUGCACCUCGUCCCCUCCGUGCCUCCCCUCGUUCCCCCCACACCCACCCUCCACCCACCAGCUUUACAGAUGAUUCCCUGGCAACCAUCGGGCACCUCUCCCACCUGCGAGUGCUCGACCUGUGCGGGAUGAAGGGAUUGGUCAUCCCUGAGGGAGGCGGCAAGGGAUUGGUCAUCCCUGAGGGAGGCGGCAAGGGAUUGGUCAUCCCUGAGGGAGGCGGCAAGGGAUUGGUCAUCCCUGAGGGAGGCGGCAAGGGAUUGGUCAUCCCUGAGGGAGGCGGCAAGGGAUUGGUCAUCCCUGAGGGAGGCGGCAAGGGAUUGGUCAUCCCUGAGGGAGGCGGCAAGGGAUUGGUCAUCCCUGAGGGAGGCGGCAAGGGAUUGGUCAUCCCUGAGGGAGGCGGCAAGGGUCAUCCAGAUGCUCGAUCAGCACUGGCGCUGGUGUGUUUUGAGUCGACUCAAAACAUCCCAGAUGCUCGAUCAGCACUGGCGCUGGUGUGUUUUGAGUCGACUCAAAACAUCCCAGAUGCUCGAUCAGCACUGGCGCUGGUGUGUUUUGAGUCGACUCAAAACAUCCCAGAUGCUCGAUCAGCACUGGCGCUGGUGUGUUUUGAGUCGACUCAAAACAUCCCAGAUGCUCGAUCAGCACUGGCGCUGGUGUGUUUUGAGUCGACUCAAAACAUCCCAGAUGCUCGAUCAGCACUGGCGCUGGUGUGUUUUGAGUCGACUCAAAACAUCCCAGAUGCUCGAUCAGCACUGGCGCUGGUGUGUUUUGAGUCGACUCAAAACACACAUGAAGGUGGCAAGGGAUUGCAUCUCACAGACGAGGGACUGGAGGGCAGUUCACGCUGCUCUCACCUCUCUGAGGGAUGGGCGUCAAGGCCUGGACUACACAAGCUAGUGCUCUACUUGUUCUCAGUCACAUCUCGCCUCACGUCUCAUCCCACUCCUCCCCCAACAGCUUCUCACAGACAAGGGAUUGAAGAGUUGACUUUUGAGUCGACUCAAAAGUCGACUGAAGGGCAUGGCACGCUAUUUUUGAGGCGCCUCAAAAUCGGUCUCUCCCUUUCCUCCUCUCCAUUCUAUAGCACUGCAUCCCUCUCCAACCAACAGCAUCUGACCGACACUGGACUGGAGGGCAUUGCACGCUGCACUCACCUCGUAUCACUCAACCUCUCAUGGUGUGUGCUUAUAACGGAUCAAGGCCUCAUCCAAGUGGCAUCGUCCUGUCAUCAUAUCGAGCUUCUAAGUUUACACGGCAUAAGGGGGGUCACAGAUGCGGCCAUGGCUGCCCUCUCCGCUUCCUGCCGUACCUCCCUGCACACAUUGGAUGUCAACGGCUGCGUGGGAAUACAGGAUCGUUCUCACGACCAUCUGAAGCUGCAAUUUCCACGGCUGGCGUGUUUCACUGUUCAUAAAUAG